This is a messenger RNA of Funneliformis geosporum, 221 nucleotides long. Lineage: Eukaryota; Fungi; Glomeromycota; Glomeromycetes; Glomerales; Glomeraceae. The record is from the annotation of a GenBank genome assembly.
CUGAAAUGGUUUGGACUUUCGAUGCCACAAAAGAUUUAAUAAAUCUUCAUAAUGAAUAUUGUGAAGAAUUUGAAAAUGCUCUGAAUACUGAGCAUGCUGUUAUCUGGGAUGGGAUAGCAACUAAAAUAAACAAUAUUUAUCCAGCUCAAGUUACUGGUAGACAAUGCCAAGUAAAAUGGGCUACGCUGUUUCACGGUUAUAAGAACUCUAGAAGAAUAAGG